Molecule: messenger RNA, 1050 nt
Organism: Fusarium mangiferae
Lineage: Eukaryota; Fungi; Ascomycota; Sordariomycetes; Hypocreales; Nectriaceae
Exons: 2
Coding region: 1-1050 (349 amino acids)
Source: RefSeq, a predicted model, not a curated record
AUGUCUUUCUUUUCGACCUCAUACCCCCCUCGAAUACCUGGCUCAACUCCCGAUAGGUUUUUAAUCAUCGCCAUGAAUCUCCUUCUGGCUCCUCGCCCCAAGGUCAGUCGGUUUGGAAGAUCUGGGUUGCUGCAGAAACUCAACGACGACUGCUGGCUGCCUGCUUCCUCCUGGAUGUCCACAGUUCACGGUAUCAUCAACGACCCACAUGAUCCUCAAACAUGGACACGACUACGGGCAAGAAAGGACCUGAGAACUAUCUCAAGCAUCAACAUGAGUAAACUUUCUGCCACUGAUGUAACAUCUCUGCCUGCCUUUGACGCAGCAAUCUUGCUUGCAGCAUAUUCAUUAUUCAUUUCGUGCCGUCAGAACCCAGCACAUGUUGGCGUGAUGGAUGGUGCACUGAACUUUGAGUCGGAGAGAAUGCUUAUGUUAAGGGUAUUUCCCGACUCGGCAGCUGCUAGUACCUACCUAGCCCUUCACUACACACCUCUUUACUGCCUAUUAUCAGUAUCUGGGCAGAGCUGGGUCUUUAACAAGAAGGUGACGGACUUCAAUAUCUUUGCGGAACACCAGAGGUUACUAGGCGAAUGGUGCAAAUCUAGCACAGCUGCGAUCGCCACUGUUUUUGCUGCCCGUGCUUUGAGCAUCUUCCUUAACCUCAAAGCUUCAUCCGAUCAGGGAGAAGACAGAAGAGGAAAAUCCAACCAGCAACAAGUAGUGCAUUGGAAAGAUAUUUCGGACUACUGGGGUGUUUACGUUUGCUCGUUGAUCUGUUGGGCCUUUGGUAUUGAGGAUAAACAGGACAAGGACAAUACCAAAAUUUUGCUAAAAGCGCCAAAGCAGUGGAUAUUGACAGUUGCAGAUCUGGAGCCGUCCGAGUUGCAAGCUCAGAAUCACCGCAGUGGGGCUCAAAAGGUUGUAAGUCUCGUGAAGGAGGUGUUGGAAAACGAUUGUCUGGGCGGAGGAAACAUUCUUUUUGCAGAUGCCGUGAACGUUUUGAAACAACUAGAAAGGGGGGCAUCUGCCAGGCCGUGCCCAGAUGUUUGA